This is a messenger RNA of Apus apus (common swift), 6273 nucleotides long. It is a transcript of the gene ACSL3, whose product is annotated as acyl-CoA synthetase long chain family member 3. The record is from RefSeq and is a predicted model, not a curated record. The coding region runs from base 163 to 2304 and encodes 713 amino acids. Gene Ontology annotation, molecular function: long-chain fatty acid-CoA ligase activity. Gene Ontology annotation, biological process: long-chain fatty acid metabolic process; neuron differentiation; long-chain fatty-acyl-CoA metabolic process. The transcript is spliced from 15 exons. Gene Ontology annotation, cellular component: endoplasmic reticulum; plasma membrane; lipid droplet. NCBI's taxonomy places the organism in Eukaryota, Metazoa, Chordata, Aves, Apodiformes, Apodidae.
CGCGCGCUGGCGGCGGGCGGGCCGCGGUGCCGCCGCUGAGCGCAGCCGCUGCCGCCGCUCGGGGCCCGCGGGGCGCUCGGGGCCCGGCCCGGUACUUUCGGAUCCCUGUCUAAUUGAUCCAUGUUUCUGAACUCUUCCUGGUAAUCUUCACAAGCAGCCAAAAUGAAGCUGAAGCAUGACAUCAACCCUGUUCUUCUACAGUUUAUAAACUUUAUAAUCUUGGUGUACUCCAUUGUCACAUACAUUCCAUGGUACAUAUUUUCAGGAUCAAGGCAGGCUGUAGAAAAAGCCAAGCAGGUUAAAGCUAAACCUGUGAAUAACAAGCCUGGGAGCGCGUACAGAUCUGUUAACAGUCUGCAUUGCUUGGCUUCAGUUUUAUAUCCUGGGUGUGAUACACUCGAUAAAGUUUUUAAAUAUGCUAAAACUAAAUUUAAGGACAAAAAACUCUUGGGAACACGUGAAAUUCUGAAAGAGGAAGAUGAAAUCCAGCCAUCAGGAAAAGUUUUUAAAAAGGUCAUCCUUGGCAAGUACACCUGGCUUUCCUAUGAAGAGGUAUAUAUUAAAGCUGUUAAUUUUGGAAAUGGCUUAGCAGUACUGGGUCAACAACCAAAGACUAACAUUGCCAUCUUCUGUGAGACAAGAGCGGAGUGGAUGAUUGCAGCCCAGGCCUGCUUUAUGUGCAACUACCAGCUUGUUACUCUCUAUGCUACUCUGGGAGGCCCAGCCAUAGUACAUGGGCUGAAUGAAACAGAGGUGACCACCAUCAUUACUAGUAAAGAAUUGAUGCAAACAAAAUUGAAGGAAAUUAUUUCUCAAGUUCCACUGCUAAGACAUAUUAUUACAGUGGAUGGGAAACCAACAACGUGGUCGGAGUUUCCCAAGGGUGUCAUUGUUCACACUAUGGCUUCUGUGCAAGCUAUGGGGGCCAAGGCAGAAAUUGGAAACAAACAGCAGGCCAGGCCUGUGCCCUCGGAUAUUGCAGUGAUCAUGUACACAAGUGGAUCCACAGGGGUUCCCAAAGGAGUUAUGAUCUCCCAUUGCAAUAUAAUCGCUGGGAUAACUGGAAUGGCUGAGAGGAUUCCAGAUCUGGGGGAAAAAGACAUCUAUAUUGGCUAUUUGCCUCUUGCCCAUGUUCUGGAGCUGAGUGCUGAACUCGUGUGUCUGUCCCAUGGAUGCCGCAUUGGUUACUCCUCGCCUCAGACACUGGCUGACCAGUCCUCUAAAAUAAAGAAAGGAAGCAAAGGUGAUGUUACUACACUGAAGCCAACCCUAAUGGCAGCUGUCCCGGAAAUCAUGGAUCGGAUCUACAAAAAUGUCAUGAAUAAAGUGAAUGAAAUGACUACUUUCCAGCGUAACCUAUUUAUAUUGGCCUACAACUACAAAAUGGAACAGAUUUCCAAAGGUUACACAACCCCUCUCUGUGAUAGCCUUAUUUUCCGAAAAGUCCGAAUGUUGCUGGGUGGAAAAAUCCGCGUCCUGCUUUGCGGUGGAGCUCCCCUCUCUGCAGCAACACAGAGGUUUAUGAACAUCUGUUUCUGUUGCCCUGUGGGACAGGGCUAUGGACUCACUGAAUCAGCUGGAGCAGGAACAAUCACAGAAGUUUGGGACUACACUACAGGGCGAGUGGGAGCACCUUUGGUCUGUUGUGAAAUUAAGUUGAUGAACUGGGAAGAAGGUGGAUAUUACAACACUGAUAAACCAUAUCCUAGAGGUGAGAUUCUUAUUGGAGGGCAAAAUGUGACUGUGGGCUACUACAAAAACGAAGUGCGAACCAAAAAAGAUUUCACUGUUGAUGAGAAUGGGCAAAGGUGGCUCCAUACUGGAGACAUUGGAGAGUUUCAGCAAGAUGGAUGCCUAAAAAUUAUUGAUCGUAAAAAAGAUCUUGUUAAACUCCAGGCAGGAGAAUAUGUUUCUCUUGGCAAAGUAGAAGCAGCUCUAAAGAAUCUUCCACUGGUAGACAAUAUUUGUGCGUAUGCAAGCAGUUUCCAUUCUUAUGUCAUUGGAUUUGUUGUGCCAAAUCAAAAGGAGCUUGCAGAACUAGCUCGGAAGAAAGGAUUUAAAGGAACCUGGGAAGAGAUCUGUAACAGUCCUGAAAUGGAGAAAGAGGUACUGAAGGUUCUAGCUGAGGCUGCUGUGGCAGCUAAUCUGGAGAAGUUUGAAAUACCAGUAAAAAUUCGAUUGAGCCCUGAUCCUUGGACACCUGAGACUGGUCUAGUGACAGAUGCUUUCAAGCUAAAACGCAAAGAGCUUACAGCAUAUUACCAGACAGACAUUGACCGAAUGUAUGGAAAAAAUGUCAAAUAAUUCUUUUCUGCACCACUUUGCUACAAUGAGCUUGGAUCAAAUAGGAAAUACUUGAAUUGCCUGUCUCAACACUUGAGAUCAACACACAAAACCACCAUUCCUCAUUUGCAGCUUAAACUGUUACUUCUGAUAACUUCACCAUGAUGACUGGCAAGUUUAGUAAAAUGUUACGGCAGCAAACUUGUGUCUGUCUCCUUUUUUUCCAGUUUUCUCUGCUACCUGUGGAUUUUCCCAAGUCUUUUUUGGGAAACCAUGAUUCUGAAGCCUCAAGUUUUUAAACAUUUAUAAAUCCUGUAUAAUGUUUUGUUUGUAUCUUUAAAAUUUGGAUGUAUAUAGAGAGAACUUGGGUAUAUAAGAAAUGGUUAUACUGGGGGCCUUUUUUUACCUAAUUAUUUAACGAUAAGAAGGUAUCGAUGUUGUGACGUUAUGUACAUUGAAAAUGCUUGUAACAAGAUCAUUGUUGAACAGAGAAUCAGGUUAUUUGCUGCUGUGCUAUUUUCCUGUAUAAAUGUGAGGGAGAACAUGGACAUUCCAGCUUGUGUAAUACACCUUCAAUAUGUGCCUAAUGGUUACUUUUAUUUUUAUCUGAAAAUGAAAAAGACGGUCAUGGCACAGCUCAACAAAAGGCAGGUACUCUUGCAGUUGUUAGUUAAAGCUUGUUUAAUACAAAAAAAUGCUAUUAACACAGCAGAAGUUAAACCUAAGAAUAAUAUCUCAAAUACAGAAACUCCUUUUUGAAAUAGCUCAUGACCAUUUCAUCCAGUAGUUGAAUUGUGUAGAGCUAAUAAGAAGUCUCAGCAUUAAUUUCACUUAACGCUUUGUUAGACUAUGUCCUUUUAGCAGAGGGACUGUAACAACUUUUGUCUUUUCUCAUUACGUUUGGACAUUGGGUUUGCUCUUUGGUUGCUUGUGAAAGUCUGGCAAGACCCCUCUUCUGCCCUAGCUGCAACCCAAAUCUUACUGGGGGAUUUUUAAAGUCAUAAUGACAGUUACGUUCUCAGCUCACACAGUGCCUAGCUGCCUUUUGUGCCAUUAAAAAUCUCCCUUUAAUUUUUUGUUCUUUUGUUUAGCAUUUUUUUGCUUUAAAAACAGGUCUUUGUCAGCCAGAGUUAUUCAUGUUGCUUGGUUUGUUACAUCCAGUUCUUGCUUUGGGAAGGAGUCUCAGUUUCUGUUUUAUUAUAGAUAUAUCAAUAUUGUUUGGAGAACUCUGGGGGAUCUUUUCUUCUUCACUGAGUGUUUAAAUCUGUUUCAGAUGUGAAUUUUAUUUCCAAAAUAUUUCUAGAAGGAAUAUUUUAAUCAGGGUUACAUGAGAAUGUGAAAAGGCAUAUAUCAGUCAACUUUGUGAUGGAGCAAAUAUUAAAAUGGCUUUAAUUUGGAGAUGAUUCUCUCAUGUAUCAUUUACUUGUAGUACUAAAAAUCAAGGUCUUGAUCCCCAUUUCGUAUUCUACUGUGGUACCACACAGCAGUUCUGAAUGGCAGCAGCUUUGGGGGAGGGAGUUCCUGUUGUUGGCAUUUGUGACAUGGAAGUUUUGGGAGAUGUUUGAGAUACAAAUUCUGAAAUAGAAAUUAACACUUUUCAUUGAUUAUAGAAAGCAGUUCAUAGGAGUCGAAAAUUGUCAAGUAGGUUCCCUUUGCUUUAGUUUUAAUGAAACUAUGAGAAGGUUUGAGCUGUAUUUUGUGUUACAUUAUCUCUCCCACUCUUCAUGGAUUUUCCCUGCUGCUGUCUCUGAAAAACUGUUACUAUUUGGUGAAUUUGGCUGUUACUGGUGUAUUUUGGUAAUGUAAGUAACAAGAAAUGGGAACUGCAUUUAUGAGAUCAGAUAUCUAGGUCAUCAAUUAAAACCUUCUGGCAAAUAGAGGUGAGACUAAUGUUGGAAAAUAUCUGAAGAAAACUAAUGUGGAAAUUGCCAAGUCUGUAGGGAGCUGUCACACCAUGUGUUAGACAAUACUAAUGCUUAAAUAUGUAUCUGUGCUUCAUCAACAGGUUCUUAAUAGUUAAAACUCAGCACUCAGUGUACAUUGUUCAUAAUUUUUGUGAUUUUUAGUGUAAAUUAAAAAAUUGCUGAAGUACUACGUAUAUCACUUGGUGCUUUGUGCAGCAGAUUUAAGAAAAUAAAUCUGCUAUUGGUUAAUUCAGAAGAAAUCUGAAGUUAGUAUUGUCCUAAGGAUUUAAAUCCACUUUUGGAUAAAUUGCAUAAAUGAAACAUCUGAAAUGGCUUGGAAAUAGUAGUUUUAAUUUUUCUUCUAAUCCAGUCAUAAGAUUGGCUUGCAGUCUACAUGUGCAUUUGAUUUGACAGUCCAGUUUUUUAUAUUUGAAAUGGAUGUCCAUAGAGAUAUUUCCUCCUUCUUUAGACAUCAGGUUCAUUGUGGACAUUUAUUCUAUCAAAUGUUGAAAAUAAAGCAGUUCAUUAAUUUUAUCCUCAGUGCUGAAUAUACAAGGUUUGUGAUGGGUGCGUUUUCUUAUAACAAGAGACAGACUUCUAAUACUGCUAGAUUCUUCCUCCAUCUUCCUAGUGUCUUCCUCCAUGUCCCAUUGAGGUCACCGGUCCUGUGGGUGCUCGUGUUUCUCAGCAUUAAUUAACCAGGGCUGGUGGGGCUCUUAAGUCACAGUUGCUGUUCAUAUUUGGGGCUUCCUUGCUCCAGCAGCCCCAGUCCUGCAGACUGCUCUGCCUGUCAGAUACUUCCAUCUGCCACCAUAGUCACCCUCUGCUCCUGCACUGCUGAGCAGAAUGACAACUUCUGAGGACUUUGUUGAAACCCUGCAUAGAUGCACUACAAGUCAGCCAGGAAUUUACCUGGUCUCUCUUUUUUUUGUUUGUUUUUUUUUGUUCCCUCCUGUGUCUUCCCAUGCUCAGUGUAACAACAAAAGUACCUGCUGGAAGGUAUUGCACAUGUUGUUCCAAAGGCUGCUGACAGCUGUAAAGUAACAGGCUGGAAGUAACAGGCUCUGUCACGUGGGGAAUUUUGUAAUGGAAAGAGCUGUAACUUUUGAAGUCUUUCUGAGUUCAAACUAAGAACAAGAGGCAUAUACAUCACCUGAGGGGCCCCAGAAAGGGGGAGAUUUUUUUUAAAAAAGCUUUAGUAAAUGUAAACAUGCCAGGACUCUGAAUCAUUGGAAGUUGUAACGACAUACUCUGUUGUGAAAAUUUACACAUUCCAUUUAAAACAUGACUCGUCAAGAAAUGCUGUGAAUCUCCUUUAAAUUCCUACAACUGUUUUAACAUAUUUCAUAUUCUAGGCUAAACUCAAUCUUCAUGUCCUAAGUGUUCUUUGCAGAGAGUAGUGUUUCUGGGGUAGGUUAGGAAAUGAAAAAAAUAACGUGUCAGAGAAGACCUUGCAAGUUUAGUGAUGGUGCUGCUACUGCAGUUAAGCAGGACCGUACCUCAAUGGGAAGCUGUAUCUUGGCAGUAAAGUAUUUUGGUGAACUGAAAGUGAAAAACAAUGUGCAACUGAAAUGGAGAACAUAAUGCAUGCCUAUGUCCUACAGGGUUUAGAGAUAGGAUGCAGAGAAGGGUAUGGAAAUGAAAUGAUGUGUUAAAAACAUCCUGUAAAGCUUGUCAGUUUAUGCAGAGAUUGCUGUAGGAUGUGACUCCUUUGCAAUAUCCUUCAUCCUGCUAAAAUUUGCAAGCUUAUAUUCUGUACUAAAACUACAUUUAGGUGAUGCAAUGCAGUGUUUUUAAUUUUCAUUAAUGUGAUGCAUUAACUACUUUGCACUCAUUGUGUACAUCUGUUUCUUUACUGGUGAGAGGAACAAUCUUCAACUUACCUACACCUUGGACCAGGCUGAAAUGUUAAUUGAAUGACCAGUUGUGUAUUGUAAUUGGUUAUUUAAUGUAAACUCAUUUUCAAUGUGGUCUUGGUUGUUACUAUGAACUGCCUGAACAUUGUAUAUCCUCAUUGAGUUACAUUGUAUGAGUUAUUUAUUUGUAAUUGGAUAUCAUGUUUCAAAAAUAAAAUUAAUUUCACAAA